Molecule: messenger RNA, 4121 nt
Organism: Mycena citricolor
Lineage: Eukaryota; Fungi; Basidiomycota; Agaricomycetes; Agaricales; Mycenaceae
Source: the annotation of a GenBank genome assembly
AAGAGAGCACGCAGGUUUUCGAAGACUGAAAGAGCAAAGGAAUUAUCUCAAGCCUUCGGGAAUCUCGCUCUAACUGUCACACCCAUUGCGGAGGCGCGAACAUGACAUUCGUGCAUGACUUGAAAGACAUUACAGAACCGUUUUGCAGAGCUCUUCAGAAACCCAACUUGAAUCCAACGAAAUGAAUAUGGUUUCCCGUGAGCGAUGAGGCUCCUUUAGUUACCCGCUUCUGAUUUGGCGGCUACAGAACUUGGCUAAGAACUGCAACGAGAAGUCACAGGCUACAGCAGGGCGCACCUAUGCCGUGACUUCGAUAGUUGUGCAGAUUACAUUCGUACGCGAUUUUCCUCUCUUUGCCGCAUAGCCCGGAGCUGCUUGACCCAUCGUCUCCCGGGACACGAGCCAGUGUACACAUAAAGAUGCUGCAGAGAUGAGCUUGUGCUCCCCGAACGCGACUGCAACAGGCGCUCGAGCGACUCCAGCCUGAAGCCACAGUCCAGACGGAGGGUGCGCAGCAGCCGCACAGCCGCGCAUCGUCCGUGUGUCCCUUGCGCGAGACGCUCAAGCUUUGCAGCUUCGGCGCACAGCGGAUGACCUCGAGCACGUGCUGGACCGACACAUGCCCCGGCAGCGCGAGCUGCAGCGUGGCGAUCCCGGGAGACCGGCCCAGGCAUGCCGUGAUCUGCUCGGUGCGCCAGAAGACGCGCGUGAACGUGAGCGAAAGCGAGGCGAGAGCGGGGAACGCAAAUGGGGCGAGGAAGGCGCCGAGAUGCGUCGUGUCUCGGCUCUCCUUCGGGAUCUGACAAUUCACCUCCAGGUUCUGCAGGAAGGGGAGAGUCUGGAUGCUCGCGGCCCCGACUGUGGAAGCGCCAUCGGGGUACGAUUUCGAGAAAAUCUGGGCCGUGACGAGAUUCGUGCACAACUGCAGAAUGGAGCUGCAAACAUCCAGUGAAGAUUCGUGCAGGGAGAGUGUCGUGAGGCGGCUCCAUGGAAGGAGCACGGAGGUCACAUCCAGCGUAUUCCGUAGUUGCAGCCGGACCAUUCGCAGGCGCGAACAUCCUAGGAACUGGUCGAUGGGGUCUUGCUGCUUUGCCAAACCGCUGAGAUGCAGGCUCUCGAGGCCUGGGAACGACUUGCGCGCCAACGAUCCGAGGUCUGGUGCCGUGAGAGACAGCGCCCUCCACCUCUCUGUCGUCGGCAGCACGGCCUCCUCGACUUGGUCGCGCAGCGCAGCGACGAGGUCCGAGUCCGCACCCUCCGCGUGCUUCAGGGCCACGACGAUCGACAGCGGCUCGCUCCUCGUCAGCGCCGCGCCGAGCUGCGCCAGAUGCCUCGGCGACAGCUCCUCCGUCCCCAGGCGCACGUAGAUCGGGGCCUUGUUCCACAGCUUCGGCGUCCCGUACGCGAUCCGCCGCCAGUGCGCGCACACCUGGCCCAGCUUGUGCGCCUGGCUCGAGGGGCGCACGGAGCAGUCCGUCUCGAGGAAGCCGUGCCGCACGACGCCCUCGAUGACGACGAGCUCGAAGAUCUCGGCCAGCAGCUCGAUGGGGAGCGCGGCGAUGCUGGUCUGCGGCGGGAAAAGUCGAGCGCUGGACGUCGAGGUCGGAGCCCCCGUCUCGUCUUCGGCGCGUUUUUCUUGGAAUAUGCUGCAUUCGUCGCACCUCAUUUGCGAGGGGCGUGGAUGUUUGCGGGAGAUAGCGAGAUGAUUUGGCCUAGAUUUUCAUGAUGGUCGUUCCCCGACUUUGUUGCCAUGCGUCGGCGAGUGGCGGGCCGAGCACGUGCGGCUGGCAAAUUGUGACACUUCGCGAGCGUGACAUCGAGUAGUGCGGCCUCGCAAGUCAAGUAUGAGAUGUUCGGCCUGAAGCUUUGGAAGGUGACUCAUACAACUCUGGAAUACAAGGCAGCUGCAUUAAAUAUACUACCGAUCUGCGUCAAAAAGCGAACCCGAUCGUCUUGGAAUGCUUCCUGGUUGGUUUCAGCCUUUCAGGGACGAUUCGCAAGUGCUGCUCUUGUGGACAUGUGAAAAGAAGAAAAGCGCUUCAUUUCAUGCGUUUUCCAUACAUGUGCUCUUUUCUCUUCGACCGGGCUUGUAGCAAAGGCGCUAUGUAAAAGUCCGGCAGAAACUAUGUGCAGGCGUGACCGCGUAGAGACAGCUAGAAACGAUUUUCAUAAUCACGAGCUCAUUUGAUCAGUUUUCGACAACCUCGACCCCAGCGCAGAACCAUUCUGCUGCCCUUUCACAACGCAGAUAGCCAGUCUCUUUACCCACACUGCCUGAACCUGAAAACCAUUCUACCCGCACCCCAAUGCCAUCAACUCCCAUUUCAGCAAGCUAAAAUGUCGGCAAGAUCGCACGUCACCCUCACGUUAACAUUACCAGAGGCCGCCGUCUGCCACCGGGAUUCCACCGCAUGAGCACCAAUGGUUGAAGGCCAAACAGCACGAUACCCAUCACAAGAUCGGACGGCCAAUUCAAGGAAAAACGCUGCCAUGGUCAGCCGCUCUCCUCGGGUAAACGUCGGGCCACAGCGCUUGCUGGGCUUCGCGUCAUCCCCGCAUGCGGAGAAAGUGCUUCCGCACAGAGACGACCACUGGACCCGGGGGUGACUGUAUGGACGGAGCGGGGCCUUUUGCAGUAGCUCCGAAGUGUGUCUCCGCGCGGCGACAUUGUCGAGAUGACCCUUCCUCGGAAUCUCCUGCCAGCGGGUAUAUAUAUAUAAGGGUGGAGGACGGGGGCUCCGCUUCUUCACCGUGCUUGGGUCCCUUGCUCCUCCUCGACCAAGAUGUUCACUGCUCUCUUCGCACUCGCGGCAAUCUUGCCCGCAUUCGUCAAAGCACAGAGCCCUAUUUACGGGCAGUGCGGAGGACAGAACUGGGCGGGUCCUUUCACCUGUGUUGCGGGGUCUACCUGCGUGGUCAACAAUGCUUACUACUCGCAAUGCCUUCCGAGCACUGGCAACGGAGGCGGAUCGCCGACUACGCCUGUUUCGACCCAGCCCGCAACGAGCACAACGACCUCGGCUGCUGCCAGCCAGACACCCGCUGCCGGAAACCCAUACGCUGGGCACAGCGUGUGGUUGCCUACGUUCUACGCAUCGGAGGUGCAGGCCGCUGCGGCGAACAUCAGCGACGCGACCCUCAAGGCCAAGGCGCUCUCGGUCGCCAAGAUCCCGACCUUCACGUGGUUGGACACCGUGUCCAAGGUCCCCCAGCUUGCGACGUACCUGUCCGCCGCGAGCGCACAGGGAAAAUCCUCGGGCACGCCGAGCAUCGUGCAGAUCGUCGUGUACGACCUGCCCGACCGGGACUGCGCGGCGGCUGCCUCGAACGGCGAGUUCAGCAUCGCGAACGGCGGCCAGGCCAACUACUUCAACUACAUCGAUCAGAUCGUUGCCCAGAUCAAGAAGUUCCCUGAUGUGCGCGUCGUGGCUGUCAUCGAGCCGGACAGUCUCGCGAACCUCGUGACCAACCUGAACGUCGCCAAGUGCUCCAAUGCGCAGACGACCUACCUGGCCUGCGUGACCUACGCGAUCCAACAGCUCAACACGCUCGGCAACGUCUACUCGUACCUCGAUGCUGGCCACGCGGGCUGGCUCGGCUGGCCCGCGAACCUGGGCCCCGCCGCGCAGCUCUUCUCGUCGCUGUACAAAAACGCCGGCUCGCCCAGCAUGGUGCGUGGGCUCGCCACCAACGUCGCCAACUUCAACGCUCUGUCCGCGGCGUCCCCCGACCCGAUCACGCAGGGCAACGCGAACUACGACGAGAUCCACUACAUCAACGCGCUCGCGCCCAACCUCGCCUCCGCGGGCUUCCCCGCGCACUUCAUCGUCGACCAGGGCCGCUCGGGCGUGCAGAACAUCCGCCAGCAGUGGGGCGACUGGUGCAACGUCAAGGGCGCCGGCUUCGGGCUCCGGCCGACAUCGAACACCGGCUACACGCUCGUCGACGCGAUCGUGUGGGUCAAGCCCGGAGGCGAGUGCGACGGGACCAGCAACACGUCCGCGACGCGCUACGACUUCCACUGCGGCCUCAGCGACGCCGACCAGCCCGCGCCGGAGGCCGGCACGUGGUUCCAGGAGUACUUCACCACGCUCGUGUCCAAGGCCAACCCGUCGUUGUAA